AUGGCUGAUAUGAAUCCACCUUCGGCUUAUCCUAAGAUACCUCUGACUUCAACUAUUGUAACCAUUCCUCCUCUGGUUACUCAACCACAAGCUUCCCCUACACUCACCAUGUCAUCAUCUUUGUUGCUCCACAACAAAGAAAGUCCUUUUAACUGGGUGGACCAUGUGCUUCAAGGCCAACUAGUCGAGCAUGCAAAUGUUUUAUCUGCCAAGGCUAAAUAG
Sphenostylis stenocarpa is the source of this 222-nucleotide messenger RNA. Lineage: Eukaryota; Viridiplantae; Streptophyta; Magnoliopsida; Fabales; Fabaceae. The record is from the annotation of a GenBank genome assembly.